Messenger RNA from Schistosoma mattheei, 1170 nucleotides. The record is from the annotation of a GenBank genome assembly. NCBI's taxonomy places the organism in Eukaryota, Metazoa, Platyhelminthes, Trematoda, Strigeidida, Schistosomatidae.
UUUCAAACCUGUCCGCCGUUUCGUUUCAACGACCUAGAACGGCUUGACUAGAAGCGGACAUUCCGUAUUUCGAUUGCCGUGGGUUGGUUGGACUGCAUACGUAUCCAGUUUUUCCGUAUAUAAGUCGUCUUCUGCUGUAUAAAAAAGCCCGAAAUCACUACCAGAAGCAUAAAUUUAGCAUUCUCUGUUUUGUAGUGUACAACUUGGCUAUGUUGUCACUUUGUAAUUUGAUCUGUGAUCCCAACAACUGUAGUAAACCUAAACGAAAUGUCAAGUCACAGUGCUUCAUGCUCAAGUGAAACUUCAGUCGACCUUAGCGAAGCCUUUCGAAUUAUGAUAUUGAACAAGCGUUUCGCGUGCUGGGAUGACUUUGAUAUCGCCUUAAAAGAGUUCCAAAAAACUACUUAUACUCGUUACAUUCACACGGAAAGCAGGUUGCUAAAGGAUGUCAGGUUUAAAUGCCUGUUUGUAACGUUUAAUUGUACGUUUGGUCAUAAGCGGAAAUCGGAAGGUUUGAAAGUGAAGCAAAAACCGUCCAAAUUCCGUAAUUGCCAAUCUAAAUUCCUUGUAAGACUAGAGGAGCAAGGAUAUGUCAUCAAAUCCUACAACAUGCUCCACAAUCAUCCAUGUAGUAGUUCAUGGAUGGUAUGUGAUCCAUGGACAAGGAGAUUAUCAUCAGAAGAAAAAGAGAACUUGAAGCCAGUAAUACUGCACUGUGAGUCAGCAGAUGAAGUUAUCGAAAGUAUUAAGGAGAGAACUGGUAAGCAAGUAACCGCUGCCGAUGUCAAAGGUAUGAAAGCUACACCCUCCACUGCAGGUAAUGCACAUGACGCGACAAAACGGUGAAGUUAGAGAGCAUGUAGAAAAUGGAUGUAUUACGGCAAUAUGCUUCAGCAGUUAUGACCAGAUACGGUUGUACAAUCAAUAUCCCGAAGUCGUGUGUAUUGAUUCUACGUAUAAAACUAAUAAUAAAAAGUGAAUAUGAUUUUCGUUUUGUUCUACUAUGUAGAUAUUCAUUAUUCCAGUUAGUUGUGACAGACAAUUGUGGUCGAGGACGAACUGUUAUGUUUGCGUGGACACGAAAAGAAAAGCGUGCCGAUGUGAUAUGGAUUUUAGAUAAAUUUAAAGAGAUAAUGGGUAACACAACAAUAACAGAAACAUUUGUGAUGA